AUGAUACAAACUCUGCAAAAUUCAAACCCGCAGCAAAGCGCGGGCAUAUUUCUAGUUCUGAUAAAAACACUCUACCACCUUAACACGGCCGGGUGUCCCAACAACAACAACAGCAGACGCAAAUUCCAUCUCUCCUGCAUUUCCAAUACUGGUUUGGUGCCCACCUGCAAAGGUAGGCAUGCUUGCAAAAGUUUCCCCUCACUGCAAGUCUGGUACCAAUUCUUCUCGACAGCUACAAAUACUUUGCCUUUUGUAUCAGAUGGCUUUGGAAAUGAGACCAGAAGAGUUGAUAUCGGUCAUCUAUUUCAAUCCUGCACAAAACUUCACCAUGCAAAGCGUCUCCAUGCUCUUCUUGUGGUGUCAGGAAAAGCUCAAGAUAUCUUUCUUUCUGCCAAACUUGUCAAUCAGUAUGCUUACCUUGGUGAUGUCUCAUUCUCACGCCGCGCUUUUGAUUCGAUGCCUAGAAAGGAUGUCUAUACCUGGAAUUCGAUGGUAUCAGCAUAUGUUCGCAGCGGACGUUUCCAAGAAGCUGUUGAUUGUUUCUCUCAAUUUUUGGUAACCUCUGGUCUUCGACCUGAUUUCUACACAUUCCCUCCUGUCUUGAAAGCAUGUGGGAAUCUAAAUGUUGGGAAGAAGAUCCACAGUUGGCUCAUAAAGCUGGGUUUGGAAUGGGAUGUUUUUGUGGCUGCUUCCUUGAUCCAUAUGUAUUCACGGUCUGGAUUGAUUAGCGUUGCUCGUAAAUUGUUUGAUGAGAUGCCAUCCCGGGAUAUGGGUUGUUGGAAUGCAAUGAUUUCUGGGUUUUGUCAGAAUGGGAAUGCAGCGGAUGCAUUAGGUGUCUUGAUUGAAAUGAGAUCGGAGGGUGUAAAGAUGGAUCCUAUUACUGUUGCAAGUCUACUGACUGCUUGUGCACAAUCAGAUGAUUCCUUAAGUGGGAUCCUGAUCCAUCUGUAUGUUGUAAAGCAUGGACUAGAGUUUGAUCAGUUUGUAUGCAAUGCCUUGAUUAACAUGUAUGCUAAAUUUGGUUGCUUGGGACGUGCCCAGAGGGUUUUUUAUGAAAUGGAGGUAAGAGAUUUGGUGUCAUGGAACUCAAUAAUUGCUGCAAAUGAGCAGAAUGGUGAGCCAAUGGCUGCGCUAGGAUUCUUCAACAGGAUGCAACUAUCUGGAGUUAAGCCUGAUUACUUGACAGUAGUGAGUUUGGCUUCGAUUAUAGCUCAAUUAAGUGAUGCUGAAAUGGGUAGGUCUGUUCAUGGAUUUAUUUUGAGGAGAGACUGGUUCAAGGAAGAUGUUGUUAUUGGGAAUGCAGUUGUGGACAUGUAUGCAAAGUUGGGUGCUAUAGAUUCUGCACGUACUGUCUUUGAAAGACUUCCUGUCAGGGAUGUGGUUUCGUGGAAUACUUUAAUCACGGGUUACACUCAAAAUGGCCUUGCAAGUGAGGCAAAUGAAGUUUACUGUAUGAUGCAAGAGUGCGAAGAAAUAAUUCCAAACCAAGGAACUUGGGUUAGCAUUCUACCUGCACAUACCCAUUUAGGGGCCUUGCAACAAGGGAUGAAAAUUCAUGGGCGGGUGAUCAAGAACCGUCUUUACUUGGAUGUAUUUGUGGGUACAUGCUUGAUUGACAUGUAUGGAAAAUGUGGGAGGCUAGAUGAUGCAUUGUCGUUAUUCUACCAAGUGCCCAGAUGUCCGGUCGCUUGGAAUGCCAUGAUUUCCUGUCUUGGCGUUCAUGGGCAUGGCGAGAAAGCUGUGAAGUUAUUCAAAGAUAUGAUUGAUGAGGGGGUUAAGCCAGAUCACAUAACCUUUGUAUCUCUAUUGGCAGCUUGUAGUCAUUCAGGUUUGGUCAAUAAGGGUGAAUUGUACUUCCAUAUGAUGCAGAAAGAGUAUGGAAUCAAGCCUGGUUUAAAUCACUAUGGCUGCAUGGUAGAUUUGCUUGGCAGAGCUGGGCAUUUAGACAAGGCAUAUAGUUUUAUUAAGACUAUGCCUGUACAGCCUGAUGCUUCUGUAUGGGGGGCACUACUUGGUGCUUGUAGAAUACAUGGUAAUGCUGAAUUGGGGAAAGUUGCUUCAGAGGGCUUGUUUGCUGUUGAUUCGGAGAAUGUGGGCUACUAUGUUUUGUUGUCAAAUAUAUACGCAACAACCGGGAAAUGGGAAGGUGUGGACAAAGUGAGAUCUAUGGCUAGAAACCGCGGACUGAGGAAGACUCCUGGGUGGAGCUCAAUAGAAGUUAACAAUAAAGUUGAUGUCUUUUAUAAUGGGAACCAAACGCAUCCACUAUGCGAACAGAUAUACCAGAAGUUGGGGGAACUAACUGAGAAAAUGAAGAGCCUUGGUUAUGUUCCUGACUUCAGCUUUGUGUUGCAGGAUGUCGAGGAUGACGAAAAGGAGCAUAUCCUCAACAGUCAUAGCGAGAGAUUGGCAAUUGCUUUUGGAAUCAUUAGCACACCUCCUAAAACCCCUAUCCGAAUCUUCAAAAACCUGAGGGUUUGCGGUGAUUGCCACACUGUGACGAAACUCAUAUCAGUAAUUACAGAGCGGGAGAUCAUUGUGAGAGAUUCAAACCGCUUUCACCAUUUCAAGGAUGGAACUUGCUCUUGUGGCGAUUAUUGGUGAAAAUUGGAAUCGAUAGAACAGUUGUGUCAUUGCCAAAUGGGCAAGAGGCUCAGACCAAAAGAGAAAAUGUACAAGAGGCUUCAACUGCAACCAACUGAUGCUUAGAUGUGAAGGGAAGCCAGCAACAAACAACAUUAGCUGUUGAUGAUUUGGCUUCCACCUCAGUUGUGAUUCAUUCACAAUUGCCAGCUUGUUUUCAGUCACCUUGCUUCACUUUGAGAUCAUGAGAAAAGGAAAAGAAAACCAAAAUCCAAGCAGUUUUUGUGUUACAGAUGUUUAUUUGAUUAAAAUAGUCCUGCUCUGAGGUGGCAUUCCACCAAACCUUUUAUCUAUAACAACCUUUCCCCCCAAAUCCACUCCCCCUAAUCUUACUACGAAAUCCACGACGUGGUGUACAUUGACGGCGAGUUCAUG
This is a messenger RNA of Fragaria vesca subsp. vesca, 3018 nucleotides long. Its product is annotated as pentatricopeptide repeat-containing protein At4g33990-like. The coding region runs from base 1 to 2604 and encodes 867 amino acids. Gene Ontology annotation, molecular function: RNA binding; zinc ion binding; protein binding. The record is from RefSeq and is a predicted model, not a curated record. NCBI's taxonomy places the organism in Eukaryota, Viridiplantae, Streptophyta, Magnoliopsida, Rosales, Rosaceae. The transcript is spliced from 2 exons. Gene Ontology annotation, biological process: RNA modification.